Molecule: messenger RNA, 903 nt
Organism: Entamoeba dispar SAW760
Lineage: Eukaryota; Evosea; Mastigamoebida; Endamoebidae
Exons: 2
Coding region: 1-903 (300 amino acids)
Source: RefSeq, a predicted model, not a curated record
AUGAGUUGUUUUCAUUAUAAAACGCAUUCAUACAAGAGUUGGAGUUUAAUAUUAUUGUGGUGUAGUUUAAUUUUAUUCGAGUUUUUGUUAAUUGUUUUAUCAAUAAUUUCAUUCUUCUCAUUAGUUGAUGGGGUUGUUGAUUUUAAAGCACGAAACGAUCUUAAUUUUAAUUUAAUCGAUACUUAUUCUAUUGCUCAAACAGAACUAACUCCUCCAAAAAAUAGUACAUAUAUUUUUUCUGCUUUUUCUGAUUAUUUAGAAACCCAUUUUUUGACUUUCUUAAGAACCAAAGGAAUUUGGAAAGGUAAAUGCACUCCUAAUAUAAAAUUCUUUGGUCCUAAGAUUCGAGAAUGCAUUAAAAGUUAUUGUAAUGAACAUAAAAAUGAAGACAGCUGUAAAUCUUUCAUUAGUUCCGAUGGUCUCAAUAUUGUUCCUAUGGUUUUUGAACACUUCCAUUGUGUUGUUGAUUUAUACAUAGAAAAUAAUUCUUCAUCUACAAGUUUCCCAAUUACUGUUGAUUCAAUUCCUAAUUCUAUGCAAUUUACUACUUCUAUAACGGAAGCUCAACGACUUAUUAUGGUUUACAAAGUCCCUUUAUGGAUGACAUUUGAUGAAUGUACUAUUCGACCACUUAUUUCUUCAACAGAAAAUGUCAUUCAAUCUGAUGACGCCACAAGAGAAAUUGCAUUAACACAAGCUGGAAAAUAUUUAGCAACACCAACACUAAAAACUACAGGGAGAAUAAAGAAUGUAAUUAUUGUUGGGUGGAACCAAGACUUACUUGGAUUUAUAGUAAAAGAGUCUAAAGGAGAAGGUUUUGGACAAAGUAAAAUGUACUGGGAAGGAGAUCGGAGUGAUUAUGAUAAAGAAGGAAGUAAUAAGUUAUGGAAUAUUUGUGCUUAA